Fraxinus pennsylvanica is the source of this 2091-nucleotide messenger RNA. The record is from the annotation of a GenBank genome assembly. NCBI's taxonomy places the organism in Eukaryota, Viridiplantae, Streptophyta, Magnoliopsida, Lamiales, Oleaceae.
AUGGAGUUCAAGAAAGAGAAGCAAGUCAGGUUUCAUAACGAGGAAAAACGAAAUCUUGAAGUUUUCUGGGAACAGAAUGAGGGCCUGCACCUUGAAAAACAACUGCCUCUGUAUAAAACUUCAGGCCAUCUAAGGAAAUCUGAAGGUGGAUUUGUGGACAAGACAAGAAAAAAUAAGAUUCCUAAAUUUGGAAGGUUUAAAGUUUUUCCAGAAGGUCAUGAGCCAGAGAAAAAGACAGUACUUGAUCCUGGAAGUGAAAUUGUCUUGAAAUGGAACAGAAUUUUCUUGUUUUCUUGUUUGGUAGCACUAUUUGUUGAUCCAUUGUUUUUCUAUCUUCCUUCAGUGGUAAAUGAAGGGAAUUCAUCAUGUAUGCAAACUGAUUUGAAUUUGGGAAUUAUUGUUACCUGUUUAAGGACCGUGGCAGAUAUAUUCUAUCUGUUGCACGUAGUCAUAAAAUUUAGGACUGCUUAUGUAUCACCUAGUUCAAGGGUGUUUGGCAGAGGUGAACUUGUUAUGGAUCUGAAAAAGAUUGCAAGCAGGUACUUGAAAUUUGAAUUCUUCGUCGAUGCAAUUGCUGUACUUCCCCUUCCUCAGAUUGUCAUAUGGUCGAUAUUACCAUCAAUUAGAAGCUCCCAUGCUGAUCAAACAAACAACGCCUUGGUAUUAAUAGUACUGAUCCAGUAUAUCCCAAGAUUAUAUCUGAUUUUUCCAUUGAGCUCUCAAAUUAUCAAAGCUACAGGAGUUGUCACAAAAACGGCUUGGGCCGGGGCUGCGUACAAUCUUGUACUCUAUAUGUUAGCAAGCCAUGUAUUGGGAGCUUCCUGGUACUUAUUGUCAAUUGAGAGACUUGCAACUUGCUGGAAAUCAGCUUGCCGGAAUGAAUCCAAUAAGGGUACAUCAAACUUUAAUUAUGGGAUAUUUGGAAAUGCCAUCGGAAAACAAGUUGUCUCGUCUGCAUUUAUCGAGAAGUACUUCUACUGUUUAUGGUGGGGUUUACAGAACUUGAGUUCUUAUGGCCAGACAUUAACGACAAGCACAUUUAUUGGUGAAACACUGUUUGCGAUACUCAUUGCCAUCCUGGGGCUUGUUCUGUUUGCUCAUUUAAUUGGAAACAUGCAGACCUACAUGCAAUCUAUCACUGUGAGGCUCGAGGAGUGGAGGCUUAAACGUCGAGACACUGAGGAGUGGAUGAGGCAUCGCCAACUCCCCGAAGAUCUGCAACAACGUGUCAGACGUUUCAUACAAUACAAAUGGCUUACAACAAGAGGCGUUGACGAAGAAUCUAUCCUUCAAACCUUACCUUCAGAUCUGCGUCGUGAUAUCCAACGCCACCUAUGUUUAGACCUUGUUCGGCGUGUACCCUUCUUCUCUCAAAUGGAUGAUCAGCUUCUCGAUGCCAUAUGUGAGCGCCUAGUGUCAUCCUUAAGUACUCAGGGAACAUAUAUUGUUCGGGAAGGUGAUCCCAUAACAGAGAUGCUCUUUAUUAUAAGGGGAACACUGGACAGCUCAACCACAAAUGGAGGCCGGACGGGAUUCUUCAAUUCGAUAACAUUGAGACCUGGUGAUUUUUGUGGGGAAGAACUGCUUGCAUGGGCAUUGGUCCCUAAGUCUACCCUCAACUUGCCUUCUUCAACAAGAACAGUCCAAGCCCUUACUGAAGUGGAAGCGUUUGCACUAAGAGCAGAAGACCUUAAAUUUGUGGCAAAUCAAUUUAGACGACUUCACAGUAAGAAAUUGCAACACACAUUUCGGUAUUAUUCUCACCACUGGAGGACAUGGGCUACUUGUUUCGUCCAGGCUGCCUGGCGCCGGCAUAGGAAGAGAAUGUUGGCUAGAGGCCUAAGCAUGAGAGAGUCAUUUUCUUAUUCUCCCGACGAGCAAUUAUCUGAUGAAAAUUGCCAAGAGGAGGAUGACAAAAAGAGCACAGCAGUGAAUUAUUCUCAGGUGAAACAACACUUGGGAGUCACAAUACUAGCUUCGAGGUUUGCCGCCAACACAAGACGAGAAGCGCAAAAACUCAAGAAUGUUGAAUUACCGAAGUUGCUGAAACCUGAAGAGCCAGACUUCUCAGCUGAUCCCGAUGAUGACUAG